AUGACUUGGAUAAAAAUAUCAGAAUGUAUCUGUUUUAGAUAUUAACUUUGCUUUUUUUAUGCCUUCAAUAUUUUAUUUUGAAAGUCAGAAUAUGAAGCAAAUUCUCAGACUGAGCUACUUCUUGGACCUCGCUGGAAGAAUUUUUCAUUCAGUGUCUCAUGUAUGAUAAUUUUGCAGGCUGCUCAUUUUCCAACAGCUUUUUGCAUGGGAUAGAAGCAUGUCCAUUCUAACACAUCGGUUUAUUCAAAAGCAAGAAUUUUUUAAAUAAGAUAAAUGUUAAGUUGGUUUAUAAAUGAGCCUGUGAAUUAAACCAGAGGUACUGCAUAUCAUUCCACAUCCUUCGACCAAUAAAAGUUGCUGGAGAAUCAA
This is a messenger RNA of Equus caballus (horse), 369 nucleotides long. NCBI's taxonomy places the organism in Eukaryota, Metazoa, Chordata, Mammalia, Perissodactyla, Equidae. The record is from RefSeq and is a predicted model, not a curated record.